GCGCUAUAUAAAGAUGAGCAAAUACUUUAUGACAAGUAUAGGCCCCAGCUAGCCAGGCAGAGUUUCUUUCAUCAGCUCAGCUUGUUUAUGCCUUUCUAAUCAACAUGACAUAUCGCAAAUUUGAAACAUUUAGUUCCGCCUAUAUUAAGACCGAAGACUGUAAGUAAUAAGAUGACUGCAAGAAUGCAAAAAAUGGAAGGUGAGAAAGGAGCUGCAGAUCAUCCUGAGACAAGGGACACCUACAAAAUUGCUUAUAUAAUCCAUUUUCUGCUUGGUGCUGGUAAUUUGCUUCCAUGGAACGCUUUUAUCACAGCUAUUGAUUACUUUGGCUAUCUCUAUCCAACCAAGCACAUUGAGAAGGUCUUUUCUGUAGCUUACAUGAGCUCUUCUGUUCUGGUUCUACUAAUAGUCGUGAGUUGGGGUGGCUGGACCAAGCAUCUAAGUUAUAGAUUAAGAAUGAACAUGGGAUUUUGCAUUUUUGUACUCUCUCUAAUGGUGGCUCCACUAAUAGACUGGUCUUCGAGUGGCAGUGGGCCAGAAGGGAGAUCAAAUGUAGCCUAUGGUGUGACAGUUGCAUCAGUCGUGGUUUGUGGUAUAGCUGAUGGAUUGAUAGGAGGAAGUUUGAUAGGAGCAGCUGGAAAGCUCCCAAAACAGUACAUGCAGGCUGUUUUUGCAGGAACUGCCUCUUCAGGUGUUCUCAUUUCCAUCUUGAGGAUCAUUACAAAGGCAUCACUCCCUCAGAACCCUCAACGUCUCCGAACAAGUGCUCACUUCUACUUUAUAGUUAGCGCCAUCAUUCUGCUGUGUUGCGCUCUCUCUUCCAAUUUGUUAUACAAACUACCAGUUAUGGAACAGCAUUACAAACUUGCUCCUGAUGAUUCACUGUUUCCAAAACCAAAAUUUCGGGCUGUAGCAAGAAAAAUCCGAUGGCCAGCUUUUGGUGUUCUCAUGAUUUAUAUCGUGACUUUGUCGAUAUUUCCUGGUUUCAUAGCAGAAGAUCUCUCAUCCAAGUUACUAAAAGAUUGGUAUCCCGUUUUACUGAUAACAAUAUACAAUGUUGCAGACUUCACAGGGAAAUCUUUAACCGCAAUAUAUGUUCUGAAGAGCAUUAAGAAGGCAACAUGGGGUUGCAUUCUCAGGCUUGUGUUCUAUCCUCUCUUUGCAGCUUGUCUCAAUGGACCCAAGUGGCUGAAAACUGAAGUACCCGUGGCAAUUCUAACUUUCAUGCUUGGAGUGACUAAUGGCUAUCUGACAAGUGUUCUCAUGAUCCUUGCCCCCAUGGCAGUAUCAGUUUCAGAAGCAGAGUUAUCUGCAAUUGCAAUGGUUGUGUUCCUAGGAAUAGGGUUGGUUGGUGGAUCAGUUAUUGGCUGGUUUUGGAUCAUUUGAGCCUUUUUUUUCAGUCUCUCAGGCUAGUUGGGAACAGAUCAUAUUCACAAGUAAAAUUCAAGAACAAAACUAACCGGAGGUUAGCACCAGGAAUAAUCGAUGGCAAAUGAUAUGAAUUUAGAGCUAUCAAUCUUUAUUUUCCCAAUCAGCUGCUGAUUUCAUGUUCUGAGUGAAAGUAUCCUUAUCCUUUGUGUAUUGAAGAAGAUUAGAUUACUCUUCU
Molecule: messenger RNA, 1606 nt
Organism: Populus nigra (black poplar)
Lineage: Eukaryota; Viridiplantae; Streptophyta; Magnoliopsida; Malpighiales; Salicaceae
Product: equilibrative nucleotide transporter 8-like
Exons: 2
Coding region: 172-1386 (404 amino acids)
Biological process (GO): nucleoside transmembrane transport
Cellular component (GO): plasma membrane
Molecular function (GO): nucleoside transmembrane transporter activity
Source: RefSeq, a predicted model, not a curated record